CUGGCGGUAAUCUAGGCGCUGCGCUAAUUUGAUAGCCCAAACGCGUGGACUUGGUUUCUGUAGUGAUCUUGUUCCAAUUUCAAAAGGAAUUGCAUUCUUCAAAUUCAAUGCAAACAGUGAAAAGAGAAAGCAAAAUCACAGUGAUUUCUGGUUUCGAAUCCAAAAUCUUCACCAACGAAGGUCAGAAAUGGUGCAUUCUUGUGUUGUAAUUUACCGCACGCAGCCGCCCAGUUCCAAUAGCCCUACUCCGUUGACUAAGUUCUUCGAUUUUCCCCAAUCUAAAGCUCACCCAAAUAAAUGCGGCUUAUUACUGUUUUCAGAAACCCCAGGUUUUGCAGUUAUGGGUAAUCGAUGACUGAGGCGAUGGACCCAGUUCGAAAAUGAACGCGUUUCUCUUCUUAAGAUCAAGGGUUCUUGUGGGUCUCUGUUUAAGUCGGUCAAUCUUUGUGUUAUUUUAAUCCCCAAUGCGAAUGUGCCCCCACUAAGCUGUCUGUCUACCUUGAAGGGAAGACUUCUUCUUCCUGCCUGCCUUCUUUCGUUUCCAUUUCUCAUAUAUAGUUGGCUCUAUUCUGUGCGAUCAACUUCAUUUUGGUGCUGUUUGAGUCAGACCCACCUUCUAUAUAUCUUUGUUUGCUUGCAUUUGGGUUUGUGUUUGGUAGCUGAGAAAUGUUGCUGGUUUGUUACCUGUGUUUGAGUUUCUUGUGGAGCAAAUCGUUGGCGGCUCCUGCCGGCGGCGAUGGCACCACGAGGGAGCUUGACCAGACUCCGACAUGGGCUGUUGCCGGUGUUUGUGCUGUUAUCAUCAUUAUUUCUAUCACCUUGGAGAAACUCCUUCAUAAAGCUGGAACGUGGCUUACAGAUAAGCAUAAGAGAGCUCUUUAUGAAGCUCUGGAGAAGGUUAAAGCUGAGCUGAUGAUUCUGGGCUUCAUUUCACUGCUCCUCACCUUUGGCCAGAGCUACAUCAUUAAAAUCUGCAUUCCCACAGGGGUUGCAAACACUAUGUUACCGUGUGCAGCAGCUAAGGAUGACAAAAUGGAAAAGGACGCUGGCGGAGCCGAUGAAGGCGAGCAUCAUCGACGACUUCUAUGGUAUGAACGGAGGUACCUGGCUGCUGUUGGCCCUGUUAGUUGCAAGGAUGAUCAUGUGCCGCUUAUAUCUAUCUCGGGAUUGCAUCAGCUGCACUUGUUUAUCUUCUUCUUAGCUGUAUUUCAUGUAGUAUACAGCGCCAUCACAAUGAUGCUUGGGAGACUAAAGAUUCGAGGUUGGAAGGCAUGGGAGGAGGAGACCUCAACUCACAAUUAUGAGUUCUCAAAUGAUAAUGCACGAUUCAGGCUUACUCACGAAACAUCAUUUGUGAGAGCCCACACGAGCUUUUGGGCAAAACUUCCUGUCUUUUUUUAUAUUGGAUGCUUCUUCCGACAAUUUUUCAGGUCCGUUGGUAAGGCUGACUACUUGGCAUUACGCAAUGGAUUCAUCGCCGUUCAUCUAGCUCCGGGAAGUAAGUUUGACUUCCAAAAAUAUAUUAAAAGGUCCUUAGAAGAUGACUACAAGAUUAUUGUGGGAGUGAGUCCCGUGCUUUGGGCAUCGUUCGUCGUCUUCUUACUUAUAAACGUUUAUGGAUGGCAGGCAUUGUUUUGGACAUCCUUAAUCCCUGUGAUUAUAAUCCUGGCUGUUGGAACAAAGCUUCAGGGAGUUAUGACAAACAUGGCUCUUGAAAUUACAGAAAGACAUGCUGUUGUCCAAGGAAUUCCUCUUGUUCAGGCAUCAGAUAAAUAUUUUUGGUUUGGCAAGCCUCAGCUGGUUCUUUAUCUCAUCCACUUCGCUUUAUUUUCGAAUGCAUUCCAAAUAACGUAUUUCUUCUGGAUUUGGUAUUCGUUCGGGCUAAAAUCCUGCUUCCAUACUGAUUUCAAGCUCGCAAUUAUAAAAAUCGGUCUCGGGGUUGGUGUUCUUUGUCUUUGCAGCUACAUUACUCUUCCACUAUAUGCUCUUGUGACUCAGAUGGGCACACGUAUGAAGAAGUCAAUCUUUGAUGAACAAACAUCAAAGGCACUCAAAAAGUGGCGCAUGGCUGUUAAGAAGAAGCAAGGAAAGUCCCCAACUCGAAAACUCGGUAGCCCGAGCGCUUCGCCGAUGCAUUCAUCAUCAGGAUACACAUUGCAUCGUUUCAAGACCACAGGUCACUCAAACGGAUCAUCCAUGUACGACGAGAACGAGGCAUCGGAUUACGAAGUAGAUCCGGUGUCGCCUAAAGCACCGGCUGCAAAUAUUACAGUUAGAGUAGAUGCUCGUGAUGAACAUGAGAAGGAAAUAAUGGAAUCCCAGCAUUCAGAAAGAAGGAAUGAAGAUGAUUUCUCAUUUGCCAAACCUGCACCCACCAAAGGCUCUGCUUAACUUUUUGAUUUCUCACACGUGGAAGGCAAUGUAGCACAUAAUUUGUAUAUUCUUGCGGUUGUUAAUAAAUUGUUGGAUGAUUGUUGCCCAAAAUUUUAAUUUGAAUAUGAUGAAUGAGUAUCUC
Cucurbita moschata (crookneck pumpkin) is the source of this 2515-nucleotide messenger RNA. Its product is annotated as MLO-like protein 8. Gene Ontology annotation, cellular component: membrane. Lineage: Eukaryota; Viridiplantae; Streptophyta; Magnoliopsida; Cucurbitales; Cucurbitaceae. The record is from RefSeq and is a predicted model, not a curated record. Gene Ontology annotation, biological process: defense response. The coding region runs from base 667 to 2391 and encodes 574 amino acids. The transcript has 15 exons.